GACAGCAGCAAGAGGACCGGCGCUGUCCCCGACAAAGCCCGGUCCCCACGGGGCCCGCACGCGGCCGCACCCCAGCCGUCGCCCAGCCCCUGCUCCCAGCUCUCCUGGGGCGCUGGGAGCAGCAGGGCUGAGCGGGGCCGUCGCAGCCCUCGCGGUGGCUGACGUGCUGCCCUUCCUCCCACAGAUCUUCAUGAAGUACCUGCAGCCCUUGGAACGCCUGGGCGUCUUCCUCGCCGCCGUGCAGAGCAUGAGAGCCCCGAGUCCCCACAGCACCGAGCUGGCUGCCCACAUGGUGGACGUGCUGGCGGCAGAGACCGACUUCCAUUCGGGACAGGUGCUCCACAUCGUGUGGGCCAUCUACAGAAGCCUGCCGUCCGUCAGAGCCGCGCUGGCCCUUCAGAGCCUGGACAGGGCCCUGCUGCUGCUGGCCAGCAAGUGCCCCAGGGAGACGGUUGCCAGCCUGCUGCAGUGCUCGCUGACCUGCACCAGCGUCGCCGUCACCAUGUGGAGGGCGAUGGUGUCUGAGCCCCCAGCCACAGAGAGGGUGCUGCGCGAGCUGCUCCGCAUCCUCAUGAACCAGUCUGGCUGCAAGACAUCCACCUCCACCAAGGACCACCCGCGCAUCCUGGCCCUGGCCGCAGCAAGGCCCCUCCACGAGAUCCUCCUGCUGCCUACCAGCCGGGGGGAGGCGAAGGCCAUUUUCCCCCAGCUCUUCCUGGCCCUCCUCUUCCAAGUGUCCUUCACCACGGAGCUGAAGCUGCAGGAGGUGCAGGUCUUCUGGGAGAAGCACCGGCAGGACCUGCUCACUCCCGUCAGGUCCACGGUGCAGGCCCUGAAAGCGCUGCUCCGCAGCGUGGGCCUGGAGAGCCAGGUGCUGGCCAUCGAGGCGCAGGGUGGCUGGGCCGCGCUUCUCAGCGCCGAGAGCCACCUCUGGGGCGUGCAGGUGGUGGCCAGGGAAAUGAAGGAGUUGCCCAGGAGCCUGCGCGCCACCAUCAUCCACCAGCUGGUUGAGCUGCUCCGCACGGAGGCCUCCUCCUGGCAGACGGUGGCCAUGGUCAUCCUCAGCAAGCUGCUGGAGUGCACAGAGCUCGGCGACGAGCUGGACUGCGUCGUGAGCCUCUUUGCCAGCUACCUGCAGAGCCCGUGCCUGGGCAUGCAGAGCCUGGUGCUCAGGGCGAUCCUGGGGCUCACCAAGAGGCCGGCCACGGUGAGCGGGGGCAGCCGGCAACGCCACGAGUGA
Anas platyrhynchos (mallard) is the source of this 1240-nucleotide messenger RNA. The record is from RefSeq and is a predicted model, not a curated record. Lineage: Eukaryota; Metazoa; Chordata; Aves; Anseriformes; Anatidae.